Rosa chinensis is the source of this 2104-nucleotide messenger RNA. RefSeq names its product DEAD-box ATP-dependent RNA helicase 39. The record is from RefSeq and is a predicted model, not a curated record. Gene Ontology annotation, molecular function: nucleic acid binding; ATP binding; RNA helicase activity. The transcript is spliced from 9 exons. NCBI's taxonomy places the organism in Eukaryota, Viridiplantae, Streptophyta, Magnoliopsida, Rosales, Rosaceae. Bases 132 to 1979 code for a protein of 615 amino acids.
UGGGUCGACAGAACUGCGGGGCACAGGGCUUUAUCCCAAACCUCAACUCAGGCACUCAAAUGAUAAAUCAGUGUACACGAUACGGCAGAUAAAGCAUCAUCCCAUCAUUUCUGACGAAACCAAAAGAAGCCAUGGGAGGAGCAGCAAAGACCCUCCUCACUCUAUCUCUCUCCUCAAAUCUCUUCACUCUCUCACGUCUCCCAGGACCAGCCACACGCUUCUCUCUCACAAAACUACCAAAACCCACCAGGGUUUUAACAGGGUUUAGGCCUCUUUGCACUGCCACAGCCACCGUUAGUCCCAUUCAAGUUGAAGACCAAGACGGACUUCAACCCUUGAAGCAUUCCGUGCUUCUUGAGAGGCUUAGGCUCAGGCACCUCAAGAACUCUACUAAACCACAAAACCCAACGAGCACAAAGUCGGUUGGGUAUGGGGAGAGGCAGAGUGAGGAUAGGUCAGGGAAUAAGAAGAAGAUUGAGGUUGAGAGUUUUGAGGAAUUGGGUGUGAGUGAGGAGGUGUUGGAGGCUUUGAGAGAGAUGGGUAUUCAAGUUCCUACUGAAAUUCAGUGCAUUGGAAUCCCAGCAGUGUUGGAAGGCAAGACUGUGGUCUUGGGUUCUCAUACUGGGUCUGGCAAGACUCUGGCUUACAUGUUGCCUCUUGCACAGCUGCUGAGAAGGGAUGAGGCCCAAAAUGGUAUUAUAAUGAAGCCCAGGCGUCCCCGAGCUGUUGUGCUAUGCCCCACUAGAGAGCUGUCUGAGCAGGUGUUUCGUGUUGCCAAGUUCAUCAGCCAUCAUGCAAGAUUCAGGUCCACUAUGGUAAGUGGUGGUGGUAGGUUGAGACCUCAGGAGGAUUCAUUGAAUAACCCAAUUGACAUGGUAGUUGGGACCCCUGGAAGGAUUCUUCAACAUAUUGAGGAUGGCAACUUGGUUUAUGGUGACAUCAAAUACUUGGUGUUGGACGAGGCAGAUACUAUGUUUGAUCGUGGCUUUGGUCCAGACAUUCGCAAGUUUCUUGCCCCAUUAAAGAAUCGUGCUUCGAAACCUGAUGGCCAAGGAUUCCAAACUGUUUUGGUCUCUGCCACAAUGACAAAGGGAGUGCAAACUCUGAUUGAUGAGGAGUUCCAAGGAAUACUACAUUUGCGCACAUCCUCACUGCAUAAGAAGAUUGCAUCUGCUCGUCAUGAUUUCAUUAAGCUUUCUGGUUCUGAGAACAAGAUGGAAGCAUUGCUGCAGGUUCUCGAGCCAAGUUUAGCAAAGGGAAACAGAGUAAUGGUGUUCUGCAACACUUUAAAUUCCAGCCGUGCUGUGGAUCACUUUCUCAAUGAAAAUCAGAUCUCAACUGCCAAUUACCACGGUGAGGUGCCAGCAGAACAAAGGGUUGAAAACCUCAAAAAGUUCAAGAGUGAUGAUGGAGAUUGCCCAACAUUGGUCUGCACAGACCUAGCUGCAAGGGGACUAGACUUGGAUGUAGACCAUGUUAUCAUGUUUGAUUUUCCCUUGAAUUCUAUCGACUACCUUCAUCGUACCGGAAGAACAGCUCGCAUGGGUGCAAAAGGGAAAGUGACGAGUUUGGUUGCUAAGAAGAACCUCAUGUUAGCCACUCGUAUUGAGGAGGCGAUAAAGAAGAAUGAGAGCUUAGAAUCGCUGAGUGUAGAUAGUGUCAAGAGGGAUGUUGCCCGUGCCCGCAUUACUCCACAAAAAGCAAGCAAUCCAAAAUUUACAAGAGUCUCAAAUCAGAAAUCCAAGAGCAGACCAUCGGGAACAAAAUAUGCAAAGACAUCUGUUCAGUCAUCAAAAUCGGUAAAGGCUGUAAAGCCUUCCAACACAAAUAACCCUAAGAAACCUUUUUCUUCGGGAAGGAGGCCAUCAGAAAGCAGAAGGUCAGCUGCAGUUAAAUCAUCAGCUUCAAAGUUGAGUGUUGUUGGGUUUAGGGGACGGACUUCUUGGUCUAAUAAGAAAGAAUCAUCAGUGUCCAACUGAUUGAUCAAUUUUGCACUGAAAUCCGCUUCAAGUAUAGACUGAUCAUAUCAAAAUAUUGUGAUAUUAAUGUUAUUUACUAACAGAACAUUGGUAGUAUUGUGCUGGCUCUUGACUGGCAUUUUUUA